AUGCAAGGGCUACCGGCUAGAGGACGGAACCGGCCAAAGAAGUUAGUCCGCCAUCGCCAACACCAUCCUGACAACACUUACGUUGGGACGCUUACCGGAAGAAGUCGUGAACUGGCAGACAAUCUCAGAAAACGCGGUGUUGACUUAUGCUGUGUACAGGAGACUCGCUGGAAAGACUCCAAGUCAAGGGAAUUAGGCGAUGGCUACAAGCGCAUCUACCACGGCACAUCAAAUCGUAAUGGUGUUGGUAUCAUACUGAACGAAAUGUUUAGAAACAGCGUCACAACGGUGGAUCGACUAUCGGACCGCCUGAUGGCUGUAAAAGUAGGAUGUAGUGAAGAAGAGAAGGCGUGCUUUUGGGAAGAUCUGGAGCAGUACGUCCUACCUCUGGAAGGUGAAGAAGUACUUCCAAUUGGAGGAGACUUCAACGGACAUGUCGGUUCUCGGAAAGACGAGUUCGAGAGUUGUCAUGGAGGAUAUUGCUAUGGAGCUCGUAACGAGGACGGGUUGCGAAUCUUGGAGUAUACUGUUGUAAGCGACUUGAUCACUGCUAACACGCAGUAA
Necator americanus (New World hookworm) is the source of this 564-nucleotide messenger RNA. RefSeq lists its product as uncharacterized. Gene Ontology annotation, cellular component: nucleus. The record is from RefSeq and is a predicted model, not a curated record. Gene Ontology annotation, biological process: chromatin remodeling. The transcript is spliced from 2 exons. NCBI's taxonomy places the organism in Eukaryota, Metazoa, Nematoda, Chromadorea, Rhabditida, Ancylostomatidae. Gene Ontology annotation, molecular function: catalytic activity. Bases 1 to 564 code for a protein of 187 amino acids.